AUGCCCUUCUCCUCCUUCUCCUCCUCCUCUUCCUCCUCCGCCCCCGAGGCGCCCACCACCCCGCUCGCAGACUACUUUUGGAUCGCUGGUGUCGAUGGCACAGAGGUCCUGGAUACAUAUCGCAGGCUAGGGGAGGAAUACCGGGCCAACAAUGCCACUUCGCCGGGUCCCGCCGUGACCGAUACCAUCGAGGAAGAUGCGGACGCCGAGUCCCACGAUCUCCAUCUGGACAGCCUUUCCCGUCCCAUCUCCAUGGCUGGGAACCGCAGCUCCGUCCAGCGGUUCUCCAUGCGUCCAGGAGACUCCGAGCCGAACGAGAAUGGCUCCCAUAGCAACCGGAGCAGUAUGACCAUCAAGGGUGCCCCCUCCCCCCGAGGUUCCUCCUUCCUAGAUGACUUCGAUUUCGAUCAAGCAUUGGUCAAGUUUGCGUCCGAGCGGGAAUCGUUCCUGUGCGAUCUUAGCCUCAGCGCAGGUGCCAUCACCCCCUCGUCACGUCCCCGCUCUAGACUACGCACCCAGAAGAUCGUCUCCGAGGAGACUCCCCAGCCUACGGGCUUGAUCCGGUCCAGCAUUGGUAGCGUGCGGCGACACAUGGCAUUUAGGGAUAUGAACAGUAUGAAAAGACAGCCAUCGAUCGCCCGCCAAGCUUCUAUCCGGACCUCGCGACGCCUUAGCAAUUACAACUCAGUCAUACCCGUCCCCCAGCCGUUGGAGAUCUCCCCCACCAUGCAUCCCUUGAAACGAAGAUUCGAGCCUGUCCUGCUCGAUCGCUAUCCCACCAAGGGAAUGUCGGACGAAUUGAAGCAGCGGGGAAACUUCCCAGAUUACGUGCCUAUGUUUGCUUUCCCGAACGACAUCAAUAUCGUCUCGUCCGAUCAGAGGCCGCGCUCCACCUGGCACGGAUUCGUCAUGACGACCGACAACGGUUCGCGCCUGCACGCCAUCUGCAUUAUCAUCUGGAUCCCGUUGAACCAGCAAGCGGCCGAGGAAUUGGAGAAGCGUUGCGAGGAAUGGAGAAAGGACAACAUGACGGAUGAGGAACGAGAGCUGGCAGCAAGUCUUGGUGAGAGGCUGGCAAGCGAGCGGGCCAAGCUCUCAAGACUUCUGGCUCAGCUUCCCACGGUCCCUUCGGGCUCCGAGUCGCGAGAACAGUUGGAGGAUGAAAUCAGUGCGGUCGAAGAAAAGAUCGGGCUGAUGACCGACCUCCUGCGGCCGGUGCGCCACGGCGCAGCAUCGAAAAUCGAGGGGCUGACUGAUGGAGACACCGGAUUCUGGAUCCCCCGCGCCUACGGUAUUCUUGGACGGGAGGAGAAUAUGACCAGUUUCUGGAAGGAGUGGCUCAAGGCCGUCGUUAUCCCCAUGACCGACGGCAGCAUCCAACGAAUCCCCCCAAGUUCCCCGCGGAUGGGCAUCUGGCAGCCAUUGGAGCGAUACGUGAUGAAUCUGUGCACCGAGGCGUUCAGCCCCAACUCGUCCAAAACCCAGGUGGAGCUCUCUGUGCGCGAACUUCGUCUUUUUGCCCGCAAGGAGGCGACGAAUGAGCUGCCAGGUGCUCGCAACACCGAUAUCUAUGCCUUGUUUCGGGCGCUAUCUUUACCGAACAUCGUCAUCCUGUUCGAGUACGCUCUCACCGAAUCGCGCAUUAUCUUCUUGUCAUCCCACACCUCGAUGCUGUACCUGGCAACCAAAGCACUCGUCGAUCUAUUGUUCCCGAUCCAAUGGACUGGAGUGCUGAUCCCCAUCCUCCCCGCACGACUGGUCCAGGCCAUCGAAGCCCCCUGUCCUUACAUCAUAGGUAUUGAGCGCCGAUACGAGAAGGUCGAACUACCCUCGGAUGAUUUCGUGCUGGUAGAUCUGGAUGCCGACCUUAUUGAAAGCACGGUUCGGCCGACUCCUCUCCCACGCCACCAGCGGAGGAAGCUGCUUUCCCUUCUUCAGCUGGCAGCCCCUCACCAUAGCCGAUGCGGAGUUCCCACCGGGCCGCCUGCUUAUGCUGUUGAAACGUACCCGUUCGAUUCCUUCAUGUCGGAGAACUCCUCCAUCUUUACCUCCAAGGCACAAUCGACGCAGUUGGCGAAAUACGUCAGUCUGAAUUCGAGUGCGUUCGGACAGAGCUCCGUCCAUCCGAGUUCGUACCAGCCACUGAUUUUCAACGCCUAUCUGCACGCCCGCUACGAGCAGGCUGUCUCGAGGGGGUAUUCAUCCAGGGGUCCCGACCGACCGGGAACUGGAUCGACAUCCAAGACUGGCUCUCCCCCGUCCCCUAGAGACAUCUCCCCAACGUCCGGACAUUUCCCACCAGGUCCUGGCUCCUCCGGAACGGCCUUGCAGGCAUCGUUGCGAGAGAAACGCUCCGGUCACUUUGAUGCGGCCUCUCGGCGUAGUUCUUCGUUCGGAAUGGAGAUGCGAACCGGUGUUCCUCGGCGGCCGAGCGCUCCUUUCUUGGGCCACGCUCCCAACCUGUCUGUUACGACACUGAACACCGACUACAACCCCGGGUCUACCUAUGCGCCAUCGGUUUAUGCACAGUCCACGGUGGCCGCGUCGACAAUUGUUCCCACGGCUUCCGCACAGCCUAUUCACAACUCCGAGGGUACCUGCUGGGUGGAGGGACAUUGCUUGCAGGUGCAGCCGUGGGACGACAAGGCCACUUGUGCAAUCUGCGAUGACCGGGCUGAGGAUAACAUGUACAAGUGCACUGCCUGCAAGACCGUGGUGCACAACCGUUGUGCUCUCCAGAUAUGCAUCGUAUGCCCGGCCGCGUUCCAUCCCGAGCAAAUCCGUGCCGCAUUUGUUAGAUGCUUUGCCAGUUUGUUCUACACUUACAAGAAGUUCCUUCAGCCGGCUACCGGCGACAAGAAGAAAGCUGGGUUGACUUACAACUUCAACGUGGAGGCAUUCAUGAAGAGUUUGCCGGGGGAACACGCGGAAUAUAUCGCGGUUCUGCAACAGACCCAAGGCUUCAACGAGUUUAUCAGCGAAAGGGAGCGGAUCAACCCCAAAUCCCGGGAUCCUCGGAUGGCACUCUUUGACGAGAUCAUCCUAUCAAAGCGCAAUCGGGGCCGGUCCUCCAUUUUCUCCAGCCGUAGUAUGACCGACUUCCUAUCUGACACGUCAAACCACCUCUGGCGAACGGCGAGUGCCACCUCCUUUGCAGGGGGAAGCAGAAGCCAGCAGAGCAUCUCCGGGGAUUACACCCGUGUGAUUUCAAGAGCACCGGCAAAGCUCGAUACAAGCCUGAUGAAAGAACCCCGCAUGAUCCAUGGGGCGCCUCGGGUUUCGAAGACGGCAAAUACUGCACGCAGGAAGCCGCUCCCCAAACUCAUGAACGGCCUCGCCAUUUCACCUCCGUAA
Aspergillus heteromorphus CBS 117.55 is the source of this 3354-nucleotide messenger RNA. Its product is annotated as dDENN domain protein. The transcript has 4 exons. The record is from RefSeq and is a predicted model, not a curated record. NCBI's taxonomy places the organism in Eukaryota, Fungi, Ascomycota, Eurotiomycetes, Eurotiales, Aspergillaceae. Gene Ontology annotation, biological process: regulation of Rab protein signal transduction. Gene Ontology annotation, cellular component: cytoplasmic vesicle. Bases 1 to 3354 code for a protein of 1117 amino acids.